CAAGUGAAAGGUUUCAGUUGACAGACUCGCACGUGGUGUUUGGAAAAUAAUAAAUUUUAUUUUGUGAAAAUUCGCGGAAAAUGCGUAUUGAAACGUGUUAUUUCUGUUCCUCCAAGAUCUACCCUGGAAAAGGAGUUCAAUUUGUACGAAAUGACUGCAAGGUGUUCAAAUUCUGCCGAUCAAAAUGCCACAAGGCAUUUAAAAUGAAGAAGAAUCCCCGGAAGACCAGGUGGACAAAGUCCUACAGGAAGACAGCAGGCAAGGAACUCACAGUGGAUCCCAGCUUCGAAUUUGAGAAACGACGAAACAUUCCCAUUAAAUACAACCGCGAAUUGUGGAGUCGCACCCUCGAUGCCAUGCAGAAGAUUACAGAGAUCAAGGAGCGUCGGGAGCGUCAUUUUGUCAUGGAGCGCCUCAGGAAAGGCACACAGGUGGAGAUUGAGAUGGACGUUAAGGAUGUUCAGCGCAAUAUGGCAUUGAUCCGCUCACCAGCAGCUGGUCUACGUGAGAGGAAGGCUAAGGAGAAGGAGCUGGAAGAGAGUCAAAUGGAUCUGGAUGAGGAAGAAAUCACUUACGUGCCAGCACGUGAACUCGAGAAGCAACUUGAGGAGGAGGCAUAUGAAGACAACAAUCGGGAGAUGCUAAUGGAGGCAUGAAUUUAGUUUGUAUAUAAAGUACAAAAUGUUUGGUUUAACAUUAGUUUGUCGAUUGAAACUCUUCGCCGAUCGAACGUUUGAUUUUCAAGAUGUUGCGUAAAUAUUGGCCGAGCAGACGGGGAAAUGAGGGAAAUGGGAAAAAAGUGAUGUAAAUAGACCUUCCAUUUGUCCAUUGGGGCAGAAGAGGCAGAAGAAUGUGGUUUUUAAUUGGAUUGUGUGGGAAAUGGGAAAAUCAAGGGGGCACAUAAGUUGCAAUUAAUUAAUCCACAUGGGGUCUAAAAAUAUUUAAACUCUAUUUUCUGAUGAUGAGGUAAAAGGAAAUCAAUGAAAUAUUGUUGAUUUCACAGAAUGUAAGAUCUUUUUCCCUGGUUCUCGCAACAAUAUUUAAUAAAUUGAAAAAAAAACAAACAUUUUAAUAAAAUAAGAUUUAUUACAAAAAAAAAACAAA
This is a messenger RNA of Lutzomyia longipalpis, 1104 nucleotides long. It is a transcript of the gene RpL24-like, whose product is annotated as probable ribosome biogenesis protein RLP24. The transcript is spliced from 2 exons. Lineage: Eukaryota; Metazoa; Arthropoda; Insecta; Diptera; Psychodidae. Gene Ontology annotation, cellular component: nucleolus. The record is from RefSeq and is a predicted model, not a curated record. Gene Ontology annotation, biological process: ribosomal large subunit biogenesis. Bases 81 to 656 code for a protein of 191 amino acids.